Messenger RNA from Eupeodes corollae, 2345 nucleotides. It is a transcript of the gene dgt6, whose product is annotated as augmin complex subunit dgt6. The transcript is spliced from 3 exons. Gene Ontology annotation, cellular component: mitotic spindle microtubule; HAUS complex. The coding region runs from base 100 to 2244 and encodes 714 amino acids. NCBI's taxonomy places the organism in Eukaryota, Metazoa, Arthropoda, Insecta, Diptera, Syrphidae. Gene Ontology annotation, biological process: spindle assembly. Gene Ontology annotation, molecular function: microtubule binding. The record is from RefSeq and is a predicted model, not a curated record.
AUUUAUUUUUCUAUGAGUAAACAACACAAAAUUUAAAUAAAUCGUUUGUUGAUUGUUAUUUUGUUUUUGUUUAAAUAAAACAAAACUUAUCUUGUAAACAUGCUGCCAAGAAAGAAGAGAUUCCUACCAAACUCAACUACACUCAAAAAAACCACCACUUCAUCAACUUACUCAAGCUUACAAAUUUGCAAAAUGGAUCGCACUGUCAUCGAUACGUACAAAGCUGAAGAAAAAGAACUUGGGGAAAAACUUCACAGUAAGCUCACAGCCUUAACUUCUAUGAUUCAUCCGCCCACAGAUGAGUUCAAGAAAUGCUUUGUCCAGGAUAUGUUCCUGAAACCUAACCAGAAAGCAUUCUUCCACGUCAUGCACUAUCUAUUCACUUUACUGGAUCCACUGGAGUUCAAAAAACGCUUCUACUGGCCCAUUGUCGAUAAGAAAUCCGAAGCAAACUUUCGUUCCUCCACGGUCCAGUAUUUGACGCAUUUGAACGAGAAGCACAACUUGCAGUGGACCAAUAUUAAGAGCUACCUUGUUGUGAUGCCCGGAGGCAUGAAAUUUAUUGUAUUCCUCUUGGAUUUCAUCGAUUUCAUUGUCAAGGAGCUCAUCAAGCAGCGGGAAAAGUCCAUUCUGGGCGACAUGACGCGCGAACAGCUCUCGGAGUUCACUAUCGAUCGCAUGAAAGCCCAGAACAAGAUACACAAAGAGUAUGCAUCGCGCUAUCUCAAGGCAAUCGAUCUUCAAAUAGCAAAUCUGAAAGAAAACACCGAAAACUUACGGAAACAUGUGAAUGGCAUUUCCCUGCCUGAUCUCAAGACAUCAGAGUUGUUUGAGGAUUCAGUGCUGGCUGAGUUUUCCGCAAGCAAUCGUCAGCUAUAUAAAAGCAGGGUCCAACAAAGGGUUACACAAAUCGACUCAAUUGAGGAGCCAUUGAGGGAACUCAGGGAAAAGUUGGAUCGUUUCCAGAAUCACGAAGCUGGCGUCAAGUACGACAAAGAAAUGGUUAAGAGGUCGUUGCUAAGAAUAAAAGUACUCUAUCCUGAUCUUGAAGUGGGUCCUCUAAUGCAUGGAUCCGAGUUGCAAAUGGGAACGCUCCUCAACGCCUUCAAUCUCAUCUACCCGGAUCUGGAAUGCAACAUCAUCGCAGUCAAUCAGCAGGGAAAUAGGAACGACUUUAUUGGCAAAGAGCUGUCUACCUUGAAGACUGACAUUCUCCAAGUGGAAACUCAAGCAACCAAAUUUCUAUCAUCCGUCAGCGGUGAAUUCAGAAAUCCACACUCGAAGACGACUCCAGUGCGUUAUAAUUCUUUGGCUCCAUCUGGAGCGAGUAUCCUCUUCUCGAAGUUCGUUAACACGCCUCCCAUCAAGCUGGACAUGAUCGACAACAAGUUAAGCUCGAAUCCCAGACUUCCAUUCCUCGAUGACUUUGCAUUGGAGCGAUCCAUCGAAUCGUUCUGCUUUGUCAAUCAGCAGAACACCCUCUUCCCCACCAUGACUGCGCCGAGGUCGGCAAAGAAGACAUUGGACACUUCGAUGAGACUCAAUCAAAGUGCAACUGGGAAGUCUAAGAUCAUUGAUCCAUUAAAACUGUUACGAACUUUGAACAAGGACACGUCAAAGUCCAAGAAUACGUCCCGAAAUCUUUCGUCUCUCGCCUCGAAAUGGAAGAAACACGAGGAUCUCUUUGGCCGCGAAGAGCAUGGCGAUAUAUCGGAGAUCGAUGACGGGAGGACUAUCGUCUCUAUGGCGAUUGAUUCGCCCAUGGACUCCAACGACCAAACCACCAUGGCUCUCAACCACCAGUUGGAUACGUCGUCGUCUAUGAGGGCAUCAAGUGUUAUUGUCGAAGGGAAUUUACUAUUUCCCCGGAAGUUCUCCGCCGUUAAGAAGGUCCAGGAUGCUUCAAUGAACUUUCAGAAUCUAAGUACAAGUCCUUCGGGGAGAUUAGAUCCAUUGGUUCCAUUUGAUCCGAAGGAUUUUCCCAAAAUUUUACUCAAUGAUCGCACGAUUCUGGAAACUUCCUCAUCCUUGAAUAAAGUUGAUUUUCUUGAUGUUUCCAAUGCCGAUAAAUCCAACACGGCUCAUGACGACAUCAAUAAAAGUUUCUGUAGCAAGAAGAAAAUUCCAGUCUCCAAUGAAAAUGAUCCAAAUUUAUCGAAUUGUUUAUUUUCCAACGCCGGAAAUUCCAGUAAUGAUGCAAUUUUUGAUAUCAGCGAUGGCGUUUUGAAAGAUGUCACUAUGUAAGAUUGAAAUUUAAGUCUUGUUAAGAUGUUAAAAGAUAGUUUUUAAGUUAAGUACAUUUGUAAUUAUUAUUUAGUUUUGUUUAUUAUAAAAGUUUGAUUGGA